GGGACUCCAUUUCCCAGAACGCCCUGCGGCCGGCCUGGCGGCGGUGGCCACAACUGACGCGUCGGGACUGGAACGCUCAGGCCUCUUCCCGUGGCGGCGGGGACAGCGGGCCUCGCUCGGGCGGCUUCCCAGCGGCAGCGCCAUGGACAGCCCCGAGGUCACGUUCACCCUGGCCUACUUGGUCUUCUCCGUGUGCUUCGUGUUCACGCCCAAUGAGUUCCACUCGGCCGGGCUCACCGUGCAGAACCUGCUGUCGGCCUGGCUGGGCAGCGAGGACGCCGCCUUCGUGCCUUACCACCUGCGCCGCACGGCCGCCACUCUGCUGUGCCACUCGCUGCUGCCGCUCGGCUACUACACGGGUAUGUGCUUCGCGGCCUCCGGAAAGCAGCUCUACGCACCCAGCCAGGCCCCGGAGGCUUGGAGGCUCUUCCUCGUGCUGGCGGUGACCCUCCCUGCUGCAGCUGGCAUCCUCACUUACUACUGGUCACAUGAUCAGUGGGCCCACCACCCGCUGGCCCGAACCCUGGCACUAUAUGCCCUCCCGCAGUCUGGCUGGCGGGCCGUCGCCACCUCUGUCAACACCGAGUUCCGUAGGAUUGAUAAGUUUGCCACUGGGGCACCGGGUGCCCGUGUGAUCGUGACGGACACCUGGGUGAUGAAGGUGACCACAUACAGUGUCCACGUGGCCCAGCAACAGGACAUCCACCUGACUGUGACAGAGUCGCGGCAGCAUGAGCUCUCGCCGGAGUCCAACCUGCCCGUGCAGUUCCUGACCAUCCGGGUGGCCAGCACCAACCCCUACGUGAAGGCCUUUGACAUCCGCCUCAAUUCGGCGGAGUACGGCGAGCUGUGUGAGAAGCUCCGUGCACCCAUCCGCAGCGCGGCCCACGUGGUCAUCCGCCAGAGCCUGGGCGACCUGUUCCUGGAGACCUUCGCCUCCCUGGUGGAGGUCAACCCGGCUUACUCCGUGCCUAGCAGCCAGGAGCUGGAGGCGUGCAUCGGCUGCAUGCAGACACGCGCCGCCGUGAAGCUGGUGAAGACCUGCCAGGAGGCGGACGCCGGGCAGUGCCAGCAGUGCUACUGCCGCCCCAUGUGGUGCCUGACCUGUAUGGGCAAGUGGUUUGCUAGCCGCCAGGACCCGCAGCGCCCUGAGACCUGGCUGGCCAGCCGCGUGCCCUGCCCCACCUGCCGCGCUCGCUUCUGCAUCUUGGACGUGUGCACCGUCCGCUGA
Molecule: messenger RNA, 1231 nt
Organism: Orycteropus afer afer
Lineage: Eukaryota; Metazoa; Chordata; Mammalia; Tubulidentata; Orycteropodidae
Gene: TMEM129
Product: transmembrane protein 129, E3 ubiquitin ligase
Biological process (GO): protein ubiquitination
Cellular component (GO): membrane; endoplasmic reticulum
Molecular function (GO): ubiquitin protein ligase activity
Source: RefSeq, a predicted model, not a curated record